AUGAAAUUCUGCGGGCCAGGGACCAAUUGUUGUCGUUUGCAGCUGUUUACGGCAGACCCCCCAACCAUUUUGAGCUACGUAGCAGGCACAACCGAGUCCGUGGAAGUAGAUGAAAUUCUGCGGGCCAGGGACCAAUUGUUGGAGCUCCUUCGCACUAAUUUAGCUGCUGCUCAGAACCGGAUGAGGCAAGUAUAUGACAAAAAAUACGUCGAUCGGGAGCUGGCUGUGGGCGAUUGGGUCUACUUAAAAUUGCAGAGUUACCGCCAGCACUCAGUGGAGCGUCGACCUUCCCACAAGUUGUCCCCCAGGUAUUUCGGUCCCUACCAAGUAACUGAGAGAAUCGGCAGUGUGGCGUACCGUUUGGAGCUACCUGCAGGAAGCAAGGUUCACCCCGUCUUCCACAUUUCAUUGCUCAAAAGGAAGAUCGGAGACAACACUGACGUGGCUAACCAACCACCAUAA
Messenger RNA from Morus notabilis, 462 nucleotides. RefSeq lists its product as uncharacterized. Bases 1 to 462 code for a protein of 153 amino acids. The transcript has a single exon. The record is from RefSeq and is a predicted model, not a curated record. Lineage: Eukaryota; Viridiplantae; Streptophyta; Magnoliopsida; Rosales; Moraceae.